Rosa chinensis is the source of this 3179-nucleotide messenger RNA. RefSeq names its product U-box domain-containing protein 5. NCBI's taxonomy places the organism in Eukaryota, Viridiplantae, Streptophyta, Magnoliopsida, Rosales, Rosaceae. The record is from RefSeq and is a predicted model, not a curated record. Gene Ontology annotation, cellular component: nucleus; cytoplasm. Gene Ontology annotation, molecular function: ubiquitin-protein transferase activity; protein binding. The coding region runs from base 571 to 2856 and encodes 761 amino acids. Gene Ontology annotation, biological process: protein ubiquitination. The transcript has 6 exons.
AAGCUUCUUGAUCGCUGACUGGUCCAUGUAUUAUACGAAGUCUACACUAGCAGAUAAUAAAACUUUUUCGUGAGCAAUUUUAUUGGUUUAGUUUUGUUGGCCCAAAGACUUGGUUUCCCUUGCCCAAGACUAACACUGCCCGUCUCAAUUGUGGGGCUGCUUUACUUUUGCCAUUAUAUAUUUCACCUUCAUUAUUAUUUUCUUGGUUUGUUUUCUGCUUUUUGAUAUAGAAGCUUAGUUUUUUGAUUGGCUGUCUGUGAAAGUCUCUUGCUUUUUGUACUAAUGGGUUUCUGGGCUUUGUUCAUCUGCAAAAAAGCUGACUUCUGCUUGAAAUUGGAGAACUUUGUGGUAAAGUUUGUAGUUAUAUAGCUAGGCUGGGGUUGUGGGAAUUUUAAGUUAUCAUAGAAUCUUGGGACUCCAAGUUUUUGUGAAAGGUUGAUAUACUCCAAGUGGUGGAUGUUGUGGUUAUUUUCAUUAUUUAGCCAAUCUAUCUCGCUGAAGAAGACUGAGGAGGAAGUUUGUGAUUAUAGUUCUGUUUUCUGCUACUUGAUAUGAAAUAAUUCCCCCUGAAUGGGUACUGAUGCUGCUGAAGUAGUAGGGACAGAGAGAAAGCCUAAUUCCUUUAAGGUUCACCGUUCAAUGGGCAUUGAACUUUGGAAGUUGGUGGAGAGAAUUUCAAAGAUAUUUCCCGACAUAGAAGCAGCAAGACCUCGUUGCUCAACGGGAAUACAGGCUCUAUGCAUGUUGAAUCGUGCAAUUGAGAAAGCCAAUCAACUUGUUCAGUAUUGCAGCGAGUCUAGCAAACUCUACCUGGCGUUUACGGGGGAUGUGAUAGUCUCAAGAUGUCAAAAAUCAAGGAACUUGUUGGAGCAAAGUUUGUGCCAGAUUCAGAGUUGGGUUCCGGUGAUUUUGGUGGCAGAGAUCUCUAAAAUAGUUGAUGAUCUUAAGGCUGCAACAUUUAGACUGCAUCCAUCUGAAGAAGAGGCUGGGAAGGUCAUCCGAGAAUUGCUCCACCAAGAUGCUUCUGCAUCAAAUUCAAUAAAAGAUUCUGAACUCAAGGCUCUUCAACUUGCAUCUUUGAGGCUCCAUAUUACCACAUCAAAGGAAGUCUUAAUAGAGAAAAGAUCUAUUAAGAAGUUGCUACAAAAAGUUGGUGACAGUGACCCUCGAAAAAAGCAGAUCUUGACAUAUUUCUUGUAUCUAUUGAAGAAGUAUGGAAGCUUAAUAUUGGUAAAGCAAACAGAGAGUGCCCCUGUGUGGCAACAAGGAUCACUUGCUUCUGAGAAUUCUGGCAACGACUUUGGAUAUAAUCAGUGUGCUGAAGUUGAACCUCACACUGGUUAUGGGGAAUAUGAGGCACAAAGUAACAUGUUGCUUGGAGCUGUACCUCCUCAAGCAUUUUUGUGCGGGAUAUCUUCCAGGUUGAUGUACGAUCCUGUUGUCAUUGCUUCUGGACAAACAUAUGAAAGGAUGUGGAUACAGAAGUGGUUUAAUGAGGGAAAUGAUACAUGCCCAAAAACUAAUACCAAACUGGCCCACCUUUCAUUGACUCCAAACGUUGGCAUGAAGGAGUUGAUAUCAAGGUGGUGUACGGAGUCUGGAGUCACCAUCCCCAACCCAAGUAUGCAACCAGAAGCACUUGGCUCAUGGGAAAACUCUUCCACUUCCAUUGCUAGUUUAGGCAGUUCUAUGAAUGAUCUACGUCUACAAAUGGAUCUCAGCACUAUUUCAUUUGGAUCCUUAGAUACCAGUUUCAAUUCUAAGACAGAAGAUGGCUCAAAUCUGGUGCAGAUUGAUGAUGAUUCUCUGAAAUACCGAUCUGCUAAAAAAUGCGAGACAGAUUUGGAAUUUCUAUCUAAUAUUAGUGAGCUCAAAUGGGAUUCCCAACGCAAGGCUGUUGAAGAUGUUAAAAACGAUUUGAAACGCAAUCCUCAAGCUUCUUAUGCUAUGUCCUCUAAGAAUUUUGUUGAACCUCUCAUCAAAUUUUUGAGGGAUGCAUAUGAUCAGGAUGAUGUAGAGGCUCAGAGAGAUGGAUUUAAAUUAUUAUCUACCUUUGUCAGCAAAAACAGAAACGGGAUAUCUUAUUUAGGUGAAGACGUGUAUAGUCUGUUAGUAUCUUCUCUUGAUUCAGAGGUAAAGGAAGAAGGUCUUGCCAUAAUGGAAAUUCUGUCUGUCCACCAGGACUGCAGAGUUAACAUCUCAUCAUCUGGUGCACUUACAUCCAUUCUAAAACUUCUAGACUCUCAGAGCAGAAGUAUACAAGGAAAAGCCCUUAAAAUUUUGCACAAUUUGUCCUUCGAUAGAGAUAUUUGUUCAGAGAUGGUAUCUUUGGAGUGCAUCCCAAAAUUGGUUCCUUUCUUUGAAGACAGUGCUCUUACUGGAAACUGUAUCGCUAUAUUGAAAAAUCUGAGCGAUUAUGAAGGGGCCAGGAUUUCUAUUGCUGAAACUGAUGGAUGCAUUGCUUAUGUUGUUGUAGUCCUAGACACUGGCAGUAAAGAGCAUCAAGAGCAUGCUGUUGAUAUCCUUCUUUCUUUAUGCUCUCAGCGCAUUGACUAUUGUAACUUGGUCAUGCAUGAGGGUGUAAUUCCUGCUCUUGUCCUCUCAUCUGCCAAUGGGACAGAGAGAACAAGGAUAAACGCAACGGAAGUUCUACGUCUCUUGAGAGAUAUUGAUUAUGACGAUGAGCAAGAAUCUGCUGAACCUGAGCCUGAGCCUGAGGCAGCUAGAGAUGAGCUACCUAGAGACAAUGGAAAUCACUCGAACGGGAAGAAAGCUUCUAAGGCAUCAGGAUUUUUUGGAAAGAAGUUAUCAAUAUUCUCAAAACCGAGUUCUCUUUCACCGAAAAAGAAGAAAUGAAGCUUGUGCUUUCAGCUUGCAUCUCUUGCAAUGCUGAUCAACACAGAAACUGCUUUGAAAGAGUCACUGCUUCGAACUGAGGAAAGGGUAUCAUCAUUGACAUAGGUUAAGUAUAUAUGGUUGGGGGUUGAUGGGUUUUUGUGCUGAUACUGAUCCAACAUAGUUUUUAUCAGGUUUCUAGAUAUUUUAGCCAAGGUUGUGAGUUUAGUCUUCAUUCAUAAUGUAACUUCUUCCUUUUUCAGCUAUAUACUCAUCAUUAAAUGUAUAGUGUUAUGUAGGUUGAUGUGCUCCUGAAAAUUUAUGUAUUGCCUGGUUUUGUAAAA